AAUGAUCCAAAACUUAAUGAAUUGCAAGACGAAAUUAAUUACCUGAAAAGACUCAGUGAAUGUGAAAAUAUUCUCAAGUUUCAUGGACUCGUUCGUAGAAACACUAGUUUGAGCGUCAUUAUGAAAUGGGGAGAAUAUAAACUACAACCUUAUCUUGAGAAGUAUCUAAAUAUGGAAUGGACAAAGAAAUUGCUGAUCGCGCGCGGAAUCGCCGACGCGUUGAAUUUUAUUCACACGAAUAACAUCUUACAUUAUGAUAUAAGAAGUGAUAACAUUUACCUGGAUAUACUUUUACAACCUAAACUUUGUGGUUUUCGUAUCGCAAAAGAUUCGCCAAUCAUAAUGAAUUCGGCUAAUGAUAAAACGAAUUCAAGAUGGACUCCUCCUGAGAAAUUUCGAGAGGAAGAAUACACAAAAGCCAGUGAAAUAUAUAGCUUUUCCUUAAUACUUUGGGAAAUCAUUAAUCAUAAGUUACCAUUCCACACCGUUGAUCCUAAAGAUAUUAAAAUUAAGGUUCUCAAUGGAGAACAUCCGCAACCUGAAACUAUUAAUAACGUACCAGUCGAAUAUCAAGAAAUAAUGAAGAAAGGAUGGGAUUCGAAUCCAAGUAAACGUCCAACAAUUCAAAAAGUAUCAAAUGUAUUGAACAAAUUAGAUUCAGAAUUACAUGGUGUCAAAAUCGGAGGUUAUGACGAUAACUUUCUCUCGCCAAAAGCUGCUGCAUUCAAAGAUGAUGCUUCGUUUGAAGAUGAUGCUUCUUCGAUACAAUCAGAUAAUUCAUGUGUAUCUUAUAAUGCAGAUUUAAAUGUUACGCACCAUUUUGCUAAAAAAUCUAAAGUUUUAGACAAAUUUAAUCCAUUCCGCAAACAUUUAGAUAUAGAAGAAGCGAUUAAAUUACAUAAUAGAAGACAAUACAAGAAAGCAUGGAAAUUAUUUAAAGCGAUUGAAGUAAAAACUGGGUCACCUGAAGCAAAAUUUUGUGUAGGAUACUAUUAUCUUAAAGGUCAUCAUGAGGGUCGUGGUGGCAAACCAGACCCAGAUUCAAGUUUAAAAUAUUUGUAUCAGGCGGCGAAAGAAGGUCAACGUAACGCUCAAUAUUGGUACGCUGAAGUAAUAUUAAAUUCAAAUUAUAAUUUAAAAGCCCAAAAAGAUGAUAGAAACCAUCAACUUGCGAUCCAAUAUUUAGAGAAGGCUUCAAACCAAGGUUGUAUUUCCGCUAUGAGAGACUUGGGAGAGAUUAGGAAGAAAGGAAAGUACGGUUGCCCUCCUGAUAAGUAUGUUGGAAAAGAUUUGAUUAAUAAAGCUCGCACUUUGAGCUUACUUUGUACCUUUGACG
Molecule: messenger RNA, 1336 nt
Organism: Funneliformis caledonium
Lineage: Eukaryota; Fungi; Glomeromycota; Glomeromycetes; Glomerales; Glomeraceae
Source: the annotation of a GenBank genome assembly